UAAAUUUAGUUUUAGAGGCUCUAAUCUCUGCUUAUGUCAAAAUUGCAGGGCCAGCAGUGCCCAGGUUGAUUUUGAUGUAACUGGCAUGAGUCUAUGUGGGGUAGAAACAUUCAUUGUCUGGGGCCCAGCACACAAGCAAAUUGUCCCGUAACUUCAUUCGUGGCAGGCCUUGGGUGCUGAUCACCUCGGAGGAUCACACAUUGCGUGUGACUUGACUUGCAGCGAAGCAAGCAGUGGAUUGCACUUUGGCCAUGCCUCCUAAAGUCGGAGACAGGGUGGAGGUCCAGCAAGACCCAGACGACCAGGGAUGGGCGGGUGCCUGGUAUACAGCCACCAUCACGCAGAUAGACAAGCAUAGAUGCACAGUGGAGUAUGACGAGCUCAUCACUGAUGACGGCGACAAGGACACAGACACAGUGUCUCUGACACGUCUCCGUCCCAUCUAUGCAAAUGAUGACAGCAGGACCAAACCGCUGCAGGAGCGCAUCUGCGGGGAGCCGGUUGACUGCUGGUAUGAUGAUGGAUGGUGGGAGGGCUAUGUGCACAUCACCCGGGACACAGAGCUUGUAGUGUUUUUUCCCUCUAAUGGAGACCUUGUCACAAUCCCCUAUGAUCAGUCAAAUAAACCCGAGGAUCAGCAGAAGCGGCUCAGGACAAGGAGGAAAUGGCACAACAAGGAUCGGAUAUGGAACAAGAUGCACAUGAAAAGCUUUGAUGGGGCUGCUGAUGAGCGGACAGCGCCGCGCCCCUCGCCACCCCUUUCACAGCUGGACACCAGGGUCUCCAAGGACAUCUUUGAGCAGAAACAGCGUGAGCUGGAGCAGCAGAGGGCCAAGAAGAGGGCGGCACAGCUGUCAGCAUUCGGCAGCGAGACCACCUCAGACGAUGGCGCUGCUGCGGCCGCCGGCGCUGCCUCAGAGGCAGGGCCGAGCCAGCCUGCAGGGCCGAGCGGGCGGCAGGCCCCUGAGAAGCCCAACCUCAAAAUGAAGCUGAAGGUGGGCGCAGAUCAGGAGGGUGCAGGCCAGCAGGGGAGUGAGAGGGGAGAUGCAAAGGUGAAGGAGGCCACCUGGGCAGCUGACAAGGAGGCCAAGGGGGACAAGGCGGCUCUGCUGAGGAAGGGGAGCGGUGCGGCAGCAGCAGCAGCGGCUGAGUUGGAUCCGCUGGGAGAGGCCACUGCGAUAGGGGCAGAGGCAGUGAUUCCAGAGGCGGGAAAAGCAGCACCAGCGACGCCAAACGAGGGGGCAGCAGCCGGGGCAUGGCCAAAGCGGCCGCCGGCAAAGCCUGGACGGCCGACAAUUGCCGCCACAGGCGCUGCUAAGGCCAAAAAGGAGGCUGUGGCAAAGGCUGGGGCACCUGCGGCGAAGGCAGGGGCAGGUGCUCCUCAAGGCCUGCAAAAGAAGGUGGUAAAGAAGAAGGACCCCGCAGGGAAGCCAAAGAGAGGGCAGGAAGCCGAGAAUCCUCACCUUGUGGAGGCCAUGAAGGUGAUUGAGGCGGAGGGCUGGAAGCCACUGGACCCUGUGAAGGGGGCAUCAUGGAGUGAGGAGGAAACUGAGAUGCUAUAUAGCAUAGAAGCCAAGUGUGUGGCCUACGACAACGAUACCGUUGUGAAUACGCUGCUGCCGCAUCGCGACAUCGACUCCCUCCGCAAAUUCAGGAGCACUCACAAGGACCAACUGAAUGACAUAUGGAUAGCCGCCCAGAAAGAGAAGGCAGGCGCGGCUGCAGACCAGGCAGGCCCCUCUCGCCCGACGCAGCAGCGCCAGCAGCAGAGGCAGCAGCAGCAGCAACAGCAGCGGCAGCAACGGCAGGCCGACGCUGCAAAGGCGGCUGCCAGGCCGGCCGCCAAGCAGCCUGCAGACCCCGACACGCCGGGUCUUGACGCACACGCAAAGAAGGGGGCCGGCAAGGCCGUGAAACAGCCCGCAGAUCCCGAAACACCGGGUCUUGACGCGUACGCAAAGAGGGCGGCCGGCAGGGCCGCACAGGCGCGGGGCGAGGAGGAGGCCCUGCCAGACACACCGAGGGGGGCGGAAAAACAGAAGGUGACGGAGAUCGGCGGCAAGAAGAUGCUGCUGGGGCACAGGCAGGCCAGUCUGGAGCAGCGGCUGAGCUCCCGUUCUCUGGGCAUUGAUGCCAUGCCUGGUGCGGGCCCCCCGGCCACCUCAGCGCCGAUGACAUCAGCGGGCCCGUCUCAUGCCGCGUCGCCGUUCCAGCCGGCAUGGCGGCUGCCCUCUGACCCCCGACUGAGGACGAAUCGUGGUGAGGGCAUUGUGCCCAUGCCACAGCCUGCAAUUGCGCAGAGCCAACAGGAGCCUGGCUGGCCUCGGAGCGACCCUGCUGGCGAUGUGCAGAUGGUGGAGGACUUGCCUCCCCACAUGCUGGACGAGCAGCUGGCGCGCAGAGCAAAGACCUCCGGCCGCAAGAGGCGCAGCAGAUCCCCUGAACGGGAAGUUACGCCUGAGGAAGUGCGAGUUCUCCCGCCCAUCAAGCGGCUGGCAUCUGGCGCCAGGCCCGGCUCUGCGCGGCCCAGCAACAUCAUCUGCCUGGACGGCAUCGGGCAAGUGUGGAGGUCCAACAAGGAGCUCGAGGCCGCCCUCAGACCCUUUGUGGCAGACUUCUCUAGGGUGGAGAUUGCAAUGGAGAUGGUGGACGGCCACCCCUGCCAUGCCGGAUGGGCAGCUGUCAUCUUCCCAAGCGCGCAGGAUGCUGCAGAAUACCUCCCAACGAUGCAGAACCUGUACCUGAGGACUCCCUCAAUCCCCCUCCCCAGGCCGCUGCUGGCGCACUACCCCAGGAAGACCGAGGAUGACUUCGACAAGCACAUCGGCUAUGGCUUCGUCCAGGGGAUCUAUGUGGCGCCGCAUUUUGCGCAGCCGAACAGCAUAGAGUACCAGCCGGCGCUGGAGUGGCGGCGGCUGCAGAAUGCCACGCGCGCAUGCAAGUGCAUGCACCGGGAGCAGCAUGCCGCCAAGCUGGCAGAGGUCAUGCGGAUGUACCAGAAGAAGGCGGAAGGGGAUCAGGUGUCGGCCGAGGAUCAGGUUCCGCCGCCGCCGCCGCUCAAGACGCCAUGGCUAUUUGUGAAGGGCAUCGGCGCCCCAGCGCUGGCGGACCCGCAGAUAAUCCGCAGCGCGUUUGAGCAGUGGGGGGCGCGCGACGUGAAGGUCCCCCGCGAUCCGGUCACCGGCAAGACCCGGGGGGUCGCCCUCAUCCGCCUGCAGGACCCCUACCAGGUGGAGCUGCUGAAGGGGGACUUGGACGAGAUGGUUUACAUCAUGGCCGGCUCCCCCCGCCCGCUGCAGUCACACAUGCUCGACAUGGGGCUGCCCCGCGAGUGCUGGCAGGCGAUGCACGACUCGGCGCUGUUCACGGUGUUCAAGCGCGACGACCGCGGCAACGGGCCGGCCGCCCCGGCCGGCGCGCCGCUGCUAGUAAAGAUUGAGCGGCCGCGCUCGCUGGAGGAGUGGUACGCGCAGCGCCUGCGCAACCUGCUCGAGCGCGGCACCGAGGAGCGCCUGGAUCUGCAGGCUGUGCUGAACGGGCCGUGGGAGGCGCUAAAAGUGGCGCUGUGGUUGAACGGGCAGCGGGAGGCGCUGCACCUGGCGCACACACGGCAGUACGAUGGUGAGGUGGGCAAACUGGUGGACGCCAACAUGAUCAAUUGCACCGACAUCAUGAAGUCCCUGCGCACCGGCAAAAGGAAGGAGUUCAAGGAGCUGCGCAACAUGCCCGACCGUUACAAAUACCUCCUGCAGUACGGCAACGGCAAAGUGGGGAUGGCGCCCGGAGCGUUGCCAGGGAACGCUGAGCAGCCCAAGCCCGUAGCAGCUGGCCGAGGCAUGACCAUGGGAGUAAGGGGCCAGACCAACCACACCAGGUACAACAGGGGCAGGCAUGGCAGGCCCUACCACAGCCAGCAGCGCUCGAAGAGAUGAGUGGCCGCUUAUUCGUUCUAAAAUCGAGGCCCUGAAAAAGAGGCCCAUGGGCCAGCCUUUUGUCUGUGGUGAAGGCUGCUCAGAUGUGAUCUAACUUCAAACAUGCUAUUGUUAGCAGAUGAGCGUUUCUAGAAUCUCGGCGUAACAGGCCAGACCUGCUUGUACAAUGAUGUACUUGUCUAAAAGAUUUUCUGAAUCCCAGGGCCUCGGGGCCCUGUGCGGUGUCGUAGAUGAUUUUGUCUGAGCUGGAAUAGCGGUGCUGGGACAAGCGCCUAUAUAUUAUCAUGAUCCUUACAUGCAUGCACCUGGAUCCAUUGUUUUUGAAAGAAGUAUUUGAUAUACUUCAAGAAAUUCCUGCCGUUCAGGUUGUGCGGUUUUUGACAAAUUGCAUGGGAUGACUAUUAUCUUUAGUACAUCAGGACCUCCAGCUGCAAAGUUGAAAGCUCAUUGUAAUGGUGCGUGAAGCAAUCUUGUAAGGAUGCAC
Molecule: messenger RNA, 4416 nt
Organism: Coccomyxa subellipsoidea C-169
Lineage: Eukaryota; Viridiplantae; Chlorophyta; Trebouxiophyceae; Coccomyxaceae
Exons: 20
Coding region: 252-3932 (1226 amino acids)
Molecular function (GO): nucleic acid binding
Source: RefSeq, a predicted model, not a curated record